Mercenaria mercenaria is the source of this 1824-nucleotide messenger RNA. RefSeq lists its product as uncharacterized. The transcript has 3 exons. NCBI's taxonomy places the organism in Eukaryota, Metazoa, Mollusca, Bivalvia, Venerida, Veneridae. The record is from RefSeq and is a predicted model, not a curated record. The coding region runs from base 168 to 764 and encodes 198 amino acids.
GUGACUGUGUACAUGUACCCGGAAGUAAAACUUACAACUUUGAUCAAUAAUAUUUUGUGUCAUAUCUUAUAUGUAAUGUUUUCUAAAGGAUAACUGUAAUUCUUCUGUAAGUUGAACAAGUUAUAAGCCUGCUACAUAGAUAUGCUUUGGGAUAUUCAACUACACGGAUGGCUUUGAUGAAACUGUUGUAUAAACACUCUGGGCUGCGUUGUCCAUACGAAGAAAACGGAUGUAGAUAUGUUUUUAGGGGUAAGGAUAAAGAACAUUUUUUGAGACACAAAGGAAUAUGCAGAUAUGGAAAACGUUCAAAGUUAAAACCCGAAUGUGGACUGGUACGUGAUUUAAGUAGUAGUUUUGAGACUCGCAGUACUGAAAAUGAACCAAAGGCAAUGACAGCUACUCAUCUGUAUAAACGAGAGGAGAAUUUAAGAUGUAGAAAUAGGUUACCCAGAGGCAGAACAUCUCCGGUAACAAAUAGAGAACUUUCUUUGCCUGAUCAGUGGACAGAAAAUGUGAGGCGUGCUCAGAUUCAUAAUAAAAUAGAAAGAUUGGAGGCAGAAAAUAAAACGAGUGAAGAUGAACAUAAUAAGCAGUAUGUACCUAGAAGAUCACGCUACGCUAGCUUGACAUAUGAAGAUCCAGAGCAACUAGAAUCUGACGUGUUUUAUCCUGAAAACUCAAAACAAUGUGUAAACCGAGACAAUUAUCCAAAGCCAAAGGUUACAGAGAAAACUAGAGCUUUGUUCCGUUUUAAAAGUCAUUAAUCUUGUUAACAUUCCUUGGAAUAUACGUCGGAAAUAUAAAACAAUCAAAGAUAUCGUUCAUAGUGCUUAUCUUCUAACCUUGCCGGAUUUCGAUAUCUGUGGAUGCUAAAGAAAAAAAUAAAGUAUGUUUCUUUGGAGUGAUUGCCACAAAAGUCAUUCCAUUAACAUUAGAAAUUAGCCUUUGAGUGCCAUGUAAAUAAUGUAUCUAUAUUUUAAGCUGACAAGGAGAGCCUUCCAUUACCCUGGGAUAAUAUUAUAUCUAUGCAAGCAGGAGGUGUCAGACCAGCAAGUAUAGAAGUUGUAUAUUUAAACACCUUUUUUCAAACAAAGUUAUAGCAUUUUUCUACUAUUUGCAUUGUAAUAAAAUAUACAUAUCUACGAAAUCCAAUGGUGACGUCACGUUUCACUAUUCCCAUUUCCUUUUUUCAUUUCUAAUCAUACAAUAUAAAACAUGUAGAAACUAUAUAAUUAUACAUUUCAAUUUCGCAUAGAAAACAAGAAGUGCCAGAGAACUGCAUGUGAAAUGUGAAACUCCACAUUUCUCACUUCCUACUUCAUAGUUUCUAUAUGUUUCGUAGCGUAUCAUCAGGGAACGACAAAUAAGAAAUAGGAAUAGUGAAACAUUAAGUCACCACGGGGCUGUCGUGGAUUUGGUAUAUCAGGCCUAAAAACUCUUUGUUUCCGGUAAUAUGCAGCAUUAAUAAUGCUCAAAAAAUUAGGGUAGGUAGGUCGGAUUUUUUUCUUUCUUUUUUUUUGGAUUUUUUUAUUAAGGAAGACUUUUCAGAAUUUUUUUUGUGUCAAAAAAUGAAUACAGAUAAGGGGGUUAUGCCUUUAGUGCAUCGGUUAGUUGAUUUCUAACAUCACUGGCCAAAAACAUAAAGCAUAAAAAGUACAGUUUUGCACCUUUUGAUUAAAAAGUUGAAAAAAAAAUUCUCCAAAGCCAUAAAAACAUUUAGGUUCGGGCCAAACAUUUGGGGUAGGUCGGGAUACCGGAAACAAACAUUUUUACGCCUUAUAUAUGUUUAUAUAUCUGUGAAAUAAAAUGUAUAUUUUCAUUUCA